Ostreobium quekettii is the source of this 2052-nucleotide messenger RNA. Lineage: Eukaryota; Viridiplantae; Chlorophyta; Ulvophyceae; Bryopsidales; Ostreobiaceae. The record is from the annotation of a GenBank genome assembly.
AUGGACAACCUGCUGAAGGCACUGAGCCCGUCUCAGAAGCGCGUUUUGGUGGUUGUCCUCCUGGGCGGAGGCUGCUCGGCGGUGUCAUCCCUUCGCCACGAGGUCGCCAAGGCCCAGGCAGAGCAGAAAUACCUCUCAGCGGACCUCGAAAAAUCGACCGGUCGAAAGAAGUCAAAGAUCGGCGUGGACAGAGUCUUCGCGCGGAGGCUGCUGCGCAUCUUGUCAAUAUGCAUCCCAUCCCCAUUUUCGAAGGAGGCGCUCUUAGUUGCUUUUCAAGGCGCUCUGUUGUUCUCAAGAACGAUACUGACACUGCGGAUAUCGCGGAGUGAGGGAAGGGCUGGCAGGAACCUGGUGACAUUGCAAUUGGACAAAUUUUGGAGGGAAGUACUGAGGUUCGGCGCCCUUGGAGUGCCUGCGGCAGUAGUCAAUGCUGGCCUGAAGUACAUGCAGAAGUACAUCCAGUUGGCCUUCCAAGAGCAGAUGACUAAACACCUGCACCUGCACUACUGCAGCAACCGGGCUUAUUAUGCUGCAUCCACACUGGGAGGGCUCACUCUCGCUGACCAGCGGAUCACAGAGGAUGUCGAGAAGUUUGCUUCUGCCAUUAGCGAGCUCUACAGCUACACAGUGAAGCCUCUGCUGGAUGUGGUGCUCUUCACGCAAGCAUUGGCACCAGUCAUGGGUUACCAGACCCAACUGGGGCUAUACCUCUACUACGUUUGCACGGCUUUGAUUCUCAGAACCACAAGCCCGCCCCUGUCAAUGAUGGUCUCCCAGGAGUCAGGCUUGGCAGGCUCUUUCAGAAGUGCACAUCAGAGACUGGUGGCCAACGCUGAGGAAGUGGCUUACAACGACCCACCUGGAGGUGCUACAGAACAGCUCGUCCUGAACCAGCAUUUGCACAGGCUGUUGCGCUACACUGAACUGUCCGCAUUUCAAAGGUUCCUUCAAAAGAUGACCGAGGGCUAUUUGGUGAAGUAUUUUGCAUCCUGCAUCACGCUGCUGGUGUACGCUGUGCCCAUUUACUACCAGGAACCGGAGAUGCGUCAGUCUCAGGACCAGCUGACGCAAGACUACAUCAGGGCCAUGCGCCUCCUGCAGAAUACCUCCAGGGGCAUUGGUGACCUGAUCAUGGUGUACAAGCGGGUGACAACCCUUGCAGGCCACACUUCCAGGGUAUCUGAGCUUCUUGAACAGGUGGAGCAACUGAGUUCUGCCGAUGCAGAGCACAAGGACCUCUUUCUGAAGAAUGUGUCUGCGACCGGGGAGGGCGCUGGGCCAGACAACCUUGCAGCAGUUCUUGGAAAAGCUGGUGAUUUAGAUGUGGUGCCACCAAGGCGUUUUGUAGGCGAUUCUAUAAAAUUCCAUAGGCUGGCUCUGAAUGCACCAGAUGGCACGCCACUUAUUCGGGAGCUGUCAUUUGAGGUGAAGCCUGGUCAGUCUGUUAUCCUUAUGGGCCCCAAUGGCAGUGGCAAGUCGUCUUUGAUGAGAGUACUGGCUGGGCUGUGGCCCCUCAUGGCUGGCGAGAUCACCACCCCUCCUAAGUCCGACAUGUUCUACCUAUCUCAGAGAGCCUACCUUGUGACCGGAUCUCUGCGAGACCAGCUGCUGUAUCCGGACCCCCCCAAGCUGGUGUGGGGAACAGCUGGGAGGGAAGACAGACGUCAUUUUGUCAACGUCAGAGGCCGUGCCCCCAACGAGGUGGACGACUCCAGACUGUUAGAAUGCCUAGAGCUCGUGGAGCUUGGCUAUUUGGUGACAAGGGGCAAGGGAUGGGACCAAAUUCAAAAGUGGGAGGAGACUUUGAGCGGUGGCGAGAAGCAGCGGAUCGCCAUGGCCAGGCUCCUCUUUCACCGCCCUAAGUAUGCCAUAUUGGAUGAAGCCACAAGUGCGGUGAGUGCGGAUGGGGAACAGAAGUUGUACGAUGCUUGUCUCAACGCCAACAUCACGCUUCUCUCGAUAGCCCAUCGCCACUCGCUGAAGCGCUUCCAUACUUUAGUGAUCAACUUUGACGGCAGCCAGACGGGCAAGGGGUGGAGCGUGGAGAGCUAG